Zalophus californianus (California sea lion) is the source of this 379-nucleotide messenger RNA. Its product is annotated as small ubiquitin-related modifier 3-like. Gene Ontology annotation, molecular function: protein tag activity; ubiquitin-like protein ligase binding. Bases 1 to 336 code for a protein of 111 amino acids. Gene Ontology annotation, biological process: protein sumoylation. Gene Ontology annotation, cellular component: nucleus. The transcript has a single exon. The record is from RefSeq and is a predicted model, not a curated record. NCBI's taxonomy places the organism in Eukaryota, Metazoa, Chordata, Mammalia, Carnivora, Otariidae.
AUGUCCGAGGAGAAGCCCAAGGAGGGCGUGAAGACAGAGAACGACCACAUCAACCUGAAGGUGGCCGGGCAGGACGGUUCCGUGGUCCACUUCAAAAUCAAGGGACACACCCCGCUGAGCAAGCUGAUGAAGGCUUACUGCGAGAGGCAGGGCUUAUCAAUGAGACAGAUUAGAUUCAGGUUUGAUGGGCAGCCAGUUAACGAAACAGACACCGCCGCACAGCUGGAGAUGGAGGACGAAGACACCAUCGACGUGUUCCAGCAGCAGACGGGGGGCUCCUGGCAGAGCGGCUGUCUCUGUCCCCUCCGUGUCGUCCCUGCAUCUGCUGAAGAGUGAACAAGUGACCAUACCCAUCACAACGGAGUCUGCGGAAACCUGG